Molecule: messenger RNA, 2508 nt
Organism: Taeniopygia guttata (zebra finch)
Lineage: Eukaryota; Metazoa; Chordata; Aves; Passeriformes; Estrildidae
Source: RefSeq, a predicted model, not a curated record
UCCCUGUGCCCCGACUGUGUCGCGUCCUGCUCCUCAGUGACAUCCCGCCCAGCCUGGAACAUGGAACUCCCCGUUUCCAAGGACACGUGGCCAUUGUCACCAGCACAGAGCAGGACUGCUCAGACCCUUCGGCCGCUGCGUUGAGAGCGGAGGUGUCAGAGCGAGAGCGAGUGUUGUUCCAGUUUAGCUGGUUCUAGCACACGUUGGUCAAGAGACUGAUCCACACACUGAGUGGAGACUCUUCAGCAGGACCAGUGGCUGUGUGGGAGCCGGAGCACCCGAGGCAGAGCAGGAUGGCGGAGCUGUGGGCCUGGGCACGAUCCAGAGCGUUCCACAGGGCCCCAGUCUGCACUGCGUCCCGCAGGGCCCCCAAGAGCCCUGCCGUGCCCGUCAGGGUGACCCAGAGGUCCCAGGACCAAGAGCCAAAUGCCAGCAAGGCAUCGCACAAUGGAAGUGCGCAGAAUGUCAACUUGUAUAACCCAGCUGGAGGUUUGCAGACAAAUAGAGAGGCAUGGUCCAAGGAACAGGAAGUGGAGAAAGGCAUUAAAAAUUUGACCUACAUUGAAAGACUGAAGGAGCGUGUCAAGAAAGUGAAAAUACCAGAGCUCAGGAGAGCCCCACACAGCUCUCCAGAUCUUGUGCCUGAGAGGAAGAGAACGAUGCCCAUGAACCCUGCAAAAUACAUCCGGAGACUUUUCAGUGCUGUUUCUCAACGACCCAUCAGAGACAGGGUGAUUCAUUUACUGGCUCUGAAGAAUUACAAGAAGUCAGAGUUACUUACCUGCUUAGAGAGAGAGGGAGUUGUGGAAAAGGACAAGGAGUCCCUUGGAAAGAUCCUUCAGGAGGUAGCCAACCUGGAUGCAAAUGAGAAUUCUUUCAGUCUGAAGGAACAUUUCUUCAAAGACAUUCAUGUUGAUUGGCCUGGCUACAGUGAAAGAGAUAGAAAGACAUUGGAGGUGACCCUUUUUCAAAAAACAGCUCCAUCUCCAAAUGCCACCAGCACCAGCCAGUCACUGUCUCUGGGACCUUCUGAAAGAAAUACUCCACCGAGAACUGCUCAGAAACGGCCUCUGGCUUCUGCCUUUAUCCAUCCUGUGAUGACCAAGAAGCAGAGGAUUGACCAAGAGCCCCAUGGUAUCCAGUCAGCAGCUGGUGGCCACUCUCCUUCUUCCUUGGACCUGCCUUCCACAUCCUGCUCAACUUUGAACCUGGCUCCAAGUGUCAGCUCCAUUUCCACCUCCACCUGUCAGCUCCAAGAGAAAGAUAAAAUUCGGACUCCAUCUGGAAUCCCAGCGCCUGUCAGGGUGCAGCGGAAGAUUCCCAGCUCCAAAGGAGCAAAAGCAGUGGUCAGAGGAGCCCAGCAAAGCAAUUCAGGUCCUGUGCCUGAGAAGAAGAGGAUGAUGUCUGUGAGACUUGCAGACAUUGACUGGAGCGGUUGCGCUGCUGUUUACGGCCGACCCUACAGGGACAGGGUGAUUCAUUUACUUGCUCUGAGGGAUUACAAGGAGCCAGAGUUACUUGCUCGGCUGCAGAGAGAUGGAGUCAGGCAAAAGGACAAGGAUUCCCUUGGAAAAAUCCUUCAGGAGGUUGCUGACGUGAAUGCAAAGGAUAAUUCCUUCAGUCUGAAGGAACAUCUGUUUCCAGCCCUUCAGACUGAUUGGCCUGGCUACAGCAAAACCGAGAGAGCGAAUUUGAAGUUAAUACUUUCUAGAAAAGCAGCUCCAUCUCAGAACCCCACCAGCAGCAGCCAAGCAACAUCUCCAGGGCCUUCUGAGAGAGAUGCUCCAGCAAGACCUGUUCAGAAACGGCCUUGUGCUUCUGGCUUGACCAGUCCUGCGAUGAGCAAGAAGUGGAGGAUUGAGCAGUAGCUCAGUUACCUCCAGGCAGAACCUGGUGGCCACUCUUCUUCCUGGGUGCUGGCUGUGACAUCCCGUUCUACUUCCUACCUGUCUGCAAAUGUCGGCUCCAUUUCCCCUGCACCCUUUAGGUUCAAGAAAGACACAAAUUUCUGAGUUCUACCAUGACAGCACUCGUGUGUUGAAGACUACCAUGUCAAAAAAGAUGUGAAGAGAAUUCGGGAGGCUGAAGCAGUAGUGUCCCUUGGAUCUCCAUGAAGGUACCAAUGUGCAGCUUUUCCUAACUCCAGUGUGGAUAACGAUGGAGUAAAGAUUUGAUGAUUAAGAGAAGCCUCUGCAUGAAUUAAGGGUAGCCCCAGCUACUCUGAGAUGAGGAGCAGAUGCCAGUACCUCCACAAAAAGCUGUCCCACAUUCAGCAAUGAGUAUCUGAAUUUGGCAAGCAGCAAGUGGAGUCCUGGCACCAGCUGUCUACUUCAGCAAGGAAACAUCUAUGAACUCGGGCUGUUUUAUUUUAAAAGAAGAUUAAGCUUUUAGGAUUCUUCAAGUUAGGAUUGAGUAGAUGAUUAUUUGUUAAAAACAUAGGAUUAGUUAGUCUAAGAUUACAGAAUUUAGUAUUGAACUUCAGCAAUAAAGAAGUUGCAUUCUUGUUAA